GAAACUAACUUCAGUCUGGCCUUUCAGUGCGUUGUUAUGUCGUCCUCUGUAACCUGUCUGUGACCUGCUCAACUCAAGUAAGUCAACCACUUUAUGUGCAGUUUAUCCAUUUAUGCAACAAAAACAGCAUAUAUACGUGUGUGUUUAAGUUAAUGUAAUACUUACCGCAGACAAACGCUGAACCUCCGUGUCAUUUCAGGCUGAAUCCCGACCUCUCAAGGAGAGCUAACGUCGUUCUGGGACCAAGAACCCUGAGAAAUCCGGUCUCAAGAUGAUUUUCCGCUUUUUAUUCAACCUCAUCAACAACCCUCACAUCAUCGAGAAGUUGGCGGAGUCUCGUCCGAUCCGCAGGGCGGCUCAGAUCACUGCGUACGCCAUCACCAAGGCUCAGAUAGCCGGGAAGGACGCCUCAGAGCGGGCACUGCGCUCCCAGACGCUGCGGCAGGUCCGAGAGGAGGCCGGUAGAGUCCCCGAGGAUCUGGGGGAGCUCGGCAGCCGGUUUAAGAAAGUCAAAGAGACAUUUGUGAACGAGGUGAAAGAGGGGUGGAAGGACGGGUCCAGACAGAUCAAGAAAUGAAGAAGAAAGGCGAGAAAGGAGGACCAGAAGGACUGAGAGACAAGAGGACUCUAACCUCUUCACCUGGACUGCCUGUUGAACCCUCAUGACCUUAAGAGACUUCCAGAAAAUGGCUUCAUGCUGAUCAAUUACAAUCAAUACAGAGACCAGGUGUUUUUAACUAUGUGAACUCACUGUACCCACAUUUUUGAGAAGAUACAAACAGACUUAGUGUGAAAUUUUUUAACAAAGAAGAAGUAGAAGUGAUGGUGGACAUGUGGGGACGGAUGAUGUCUUUACCUGAGGAUGUGUUGGGCGUCUGUGGAUCUGUCUUUGUAAAAAUGUUAUUGUUGGGGUGUAUAUAUGUAGAGAGAGAUGAUAUGUGCAUACAGCAAAUUCACCUUUUUUUCUUCUGAUGAAUAAAGAUUAUAAUUUAUAACAAAACAAUCAGACAUCGUCUCUGCUAA
Messenger RNA from Xyrichtys novacula (pearly razorfish), 1023 nucleotides. The record is from the annotation of a GenBank genome assembly. Lineage: Eukaryota; Metazoa; Chordata; Actinopteri; Labriformes; Labridae.